AAGAGGAAGAAGCCUGAGAGGAAAGUGUGCAUCAGAGCAAGUACCAUGGCCAUGAUACUGUUGCUUUUCUUCAUCCUAUAUGGAGCUGACGGCACUCACAUCGUCGGAGGCAGAGACGCUCUGCUGCACUCGCGUCCAUACAUGGCUUCACUGCAAUUUCGUGGGCAGCACAUCUGCGGUGGCUCGCUGAUUAGACAAGACUUUGUCCUCACUGCAGCACACUGCAGGAUACGCCGCGCUUUCACAGUGGUGCUGGGAGUAGACUCCCUGACAGGUAAUGAGUCCACCAAGCAGGUGUUCACCACUGCUAAAGACAUCCCGCAUCCCGGCUACAACGGCCAUGAAAACGACAUUAUGCUUCUGAGGCUCAACGGCAGUGCCAUCCUGACUGAGGCGGUGCAGCUGAUCGUUCCCAAAAGAGGACGUCUGCAAAGACGCAGCAGGUGCAUCACGGCCGGCUGGGGGGACAUUGGUGAUAACAACACCUUGCCCAACACUCUUCAGGAGGUCAACGUCACCCUGCUGUCGCAGCGCACAUGUCGCCGACGAUGGCAGACAGUCCCCAUCGCCAGGACCAUGGUGUGCGGCACCGGGUCCCGCAUCUUUCAAGGCUUCUGCUCGGGUGAUUCAGGUGGUCCACUGAUCUGCAACGGCGAGGCGGCAGGCGUGGUGUCCUUCUCCGGGCGACGCUGCGGGAACCCCAGAACCCCCGACGUCUACACUCGCGUCUCGGCCUUCACUGACUGGAUAUCCAUGGUGUUGAAUAGAAAUUCAACAAAUGACCAUCAAGCUGUGUGACAUCAUUGUGUCCAGUUACACAACUGAUGUAUUAGUGCUGAGUUUGUCAAUGCAUGAUAAUCAUUUAUGUCGGAAUGUCACUGAUUUUGCUACAGUAUGUUGCACGCAUUAGGCACGCUUCAGAUGGUCCAUUUUCCAGAUUAAUUGACGUUUUCAUAUCCAGGCAGAGACAAAGCGGAAUUGAAAAUAACAAAUCCAGAACAGUUUCUUUGAGGUUUUUUUUUGCUUGCUUUACCAUUGUAACGAAGAAGCAACCACUGGUCAUUUCAGAGGAAGCUUUUGACAAUUUGUUUUGGGGAUUAAAUAAAUAUUACAUAUGCAUUGACUAGAAACAAUCAUUUUCAAUCCCAAUUAUUGAUGGUUAAAUGUUGUAGGGUAACAUGAUCAACAGGUCCACUUAUAGUAGAACAUUUUGAAUCACUGAACUAGAGGAUAUUUUCAGUAUUUUUUUCCCAAUAGUUUGUAUAGUAUUACAUUUUAGUGCUUGUUCCAUUAACCCGCCUCACAUUAACAUUGCCUCUUAUAUAAAUAUUAUAUUUUAUAUGCAGUACAGUAUAUAUAUUAUGUAAAUUCCAAAAAUGAGUUGGUAAAGUGCACAAUACGUUUUUUUUAAAUAUUUGCAUAAUGCGUUAUAGGGACAUUAACCAUAUUUAGUUUGGAAAAAUGGACAUUCUCCAGCCAAUCAGUUAAAAUAACACAGAGUUAAUUGAAUAUAAAUAAAUGUG
Phycodurus eques (leafy seadragon) is the source of this 1523-nucleotide messenger RNA. Its product is annotated as serine protease 57-like. The transcript is spliced from 5 exons. Gene Ontology annotation, molecular function: serine-type endopeptidase activity. Lineage: Eukaryota; Metazoa; Chordata; Actinopteri; Syngnathiformes; Syngnathidae. Gene Ontology annotation, biological process: proteolysis. The record is from RefSeq and is a predicted model, not a curated record. Bases 46 to 798 code for a protein of 250 amino acids.